Messenger RNA from Pararge aegeria (speckled wood butterfly), 8551 nucleotides. It is a transcript of the gene Synd, whose product is annotated as protein kinase C and casein kinase substrate in neurons protein 1. The transcript is spliced from 11 exons. NCBI's taxonomy places the organism in Eukaryota, Metazoa, Arthropoda, Insecta, Lepidoptera, Nymphalidae. The record is from RefSeq and is a predicted model, not a curated record. The coding region runs from base 369 to 1847 and encodes 492 amino acids. Gene Ontology annotation, biological process: regulation of endocytosis; plasma membrane tubulation; cytoskeleton organization. Gene Ontology annotation, cellular component: cytoplasm; plasma membrane; endosome. Gene Ontology annotation, molecular function: protein binding; phospholipid binding.
CAGUCAGUUGGAAUGGAGGCAAGUGAUUGUUGCCGAAAUUGUGUUUUAAAAAUUUCAAGUUUCUAAUAAAAUCGUGAAUUUGUGUGAAUUUAAUAAAAUUCAAAACGAUUUGUGUGAGUUUGUGAAUUGUAUAGUGACCAAAUUGUUCGUGAAUUUGCUCAAAGAAUGUUAAUUGUGUCCUUAAAGUAAUAGGAUCGGAGUGAUCGUUUAUAUUAUUGGAUUACGGUUUCCAGUUUAUACAGCUAAUAGAGUGGCCAGAUUAAAGUGUAAGUGCAUCGAUGAGACGCCGCUAGUGCCGGCACGAGUACGGCCGCCGCCACACUGCGUGGUUUACUUACUUAGGGGCGGUGUGUGAGUGUCGCACCGCCAUGUCGCAUCACAGCGACGAGCAGGCGUUGCUGACAGUGACGUCGGACUCGUUCUGGGAGCCCGGCAACUACAAGCGUACCACGCGUCGCGUAGACGACGGCCACCGGCUGUGCAGCGAGCUCCAAGCUCUGGUCCAGGAGAGGGCCGACAUAGAGAAAACUUACGCUAAAAGCCUGAGAGGGUGGGCGAAAAAAUGGAAUGACCUUAUAGAGAAAGGACCGGAAUAUGGCACAAUGGAGGCAGCGUGGAAAGGCGGCAUGGUUGAAGCGGAACGACUGUCCGAUUUACACUUAAGCGUACGAGACCGGCUUGUUAAUGACGUCAUCGCUCAGAUUAAAAACUGGCAGAAGGAUACCUAUCAUAAGUCAAUGAUACAGUUGAAAGAGCGCAAAGAAAUGGACGAGGCCUUCAAAAAAGCGCAGAAGCCCUGGGCAAAGUUCCUGCAGAAGGUCGAGAGGACGAGAUUGGAAUACCACACGGCGUGUAAGCAGGAGAGGACUGCGCAAAACCAGGAGCGAAACGCGAGUGGGGACAGCUCGUUAAGUCCGGAUCAGGUCAGUAUAAAGAAAAUGGCGGAACGCGUGUCAAAAUGCCGCGAAGACGUCGCUAAGAACCGCGACAAGUACCAGGCAGCUCUGGCAGAGAUCACGGCCUACAACCCUCGCUAUAUUGAGGACAUGACGGGGGUGUUCGACCGCUGCCAGCAAAUGGAGGCCCAGAGGCUGACGUUCUUCAAGGAGGUGCUGUUCAGCUUCCACAAGUGCCUGGACAUUAGCAAGGAACCCACAUUACCACAAAUAUACGAAGAAUUCCACCACACGAUAAACAACGCCGACCACCAGAAGGACCUCAAGUGGUGGGCGAACAACCAUGGAGUUAACAUGGCCAUGGCGUGGCCGCAGUUCGAGGAAUACACGGAGGAGUUCCGGGACAUCGCGAAGGGCAAGUCCAAGGAGAGCCUGCCAACCGGGCCCAUCACGCUGCUCAACCAGCGGCCAGUCAGCGAAGACGAACUCCCGCCAAUCACAGUUAACAACAAGACCGGCAAAACGGCCAACAACCACACGGAACCACCAACGAAUAACACGACCAUAAUGCAUAACAAUACGAGCGCGAAUAACACCAUAGACAAGAAGACCAUCAGUGCACCCAUAGCUGUCACAAACGGUACAGCCUCAGCACCUAAAUCGGCGAAAACAUCUCCCGCGAAAGACAGCAUUAGCGGCAAGGACAAUCCCUUCGAGGAGGAAGAAUGGGACGAAGAGUCCGGGGGAGCCCUCACGGAUACCGGGGAGCCCGGCGUACCGGUACGAGCGCUAUACGACUACACCGGCGCUGAGAGCGAUGAGCUUAGCUUUCGACAAGGCGAUCUAUUCGAGAAGCUAGAGGACGAAGACGAGCAGGGCUGGUGCAAGGGGCGCAAAGACGGCCGCGUGGGCCUCUACCCCGCCAACUACGUCGAACCCGUCGGCCACUAGCGCUGCGGUCCGGCGCUUCGACUCAGUCCGCAGUGCUUCGCCGCACCGCGUAGCUAAAUCGGAAACUCCGUCGUGAUUCGUAGCGCUACUUUUAGUGGGAGUUCACGUACUACAUUGUUUCAUUUGUAGUAUGGUGGGGAGGACGUAUGCACGCAUCGCAUUCUCUCACACACUGACACCCUUUUUAUUAAGCGUGGCAUAGCGUGUCAAUAAUUGUAAAGUGUUUUGUCACACUCACUCAUGGCACCUUUCAAAUGUCAAAGCGUAAGAAAACACUAUAUGCAUUUUUAACUCUGUGUUUGAGAGAAUGAGAGACGUAUAUAAGUCACCCGCAGCAUACGCUUAGAACUCUUAUAACGGAUGCAGCAACGUGCCUGUUUGCGGACGCUAUUCUACGGUCGCGAUAUAUUAAACGUAUAAAAUAAAUAACACACCUGUGAUUCAAGAUCAAAUCUGUGUCAAAAAGAUGGCUGCCCUAACACCAAUGGCGCGCACACCAUAGAUGCGAAAAACACAGCCUAGCCUAAAAAAUUAUGCAUAAUCCAGAUCGGUAAAGGAGUUUUUUUCUUUAUUAGUUAUCCCUUGUUCAGUGUUCACUCAAUAGAUGCGGUUUGGUAUCUUUUUAAAUUAAUAUCUGUGGCGUCAGUACGUGAACUCUCAAAGUUUCGUCGAUUCACGUACGUAAUUUUGGACAUAGGAUUGGGUAGCUGUGCGUAUCGAUACGGAAGCUUAUUUAUGGGAGACCAAAUAAAAAUAUUGUUCUUUAAUUCCGCAGUAACUAAACUUUUAAACAGUAGCCCUGAUGUAUUGAAUUUAGUUUACCAUUUUAGAAUUGGGUCAUAACUUAUUAUAUCCUUAAACCCUUCUCAUCCUGAAAUCAGACCCGUGCCCUUUAGUGGGCGGGAAAUGGGUUAAAAAUUAUAUGAAUACCAUAUUGAAUAUUGCGUAUUGCCGGUGUUCGAAGAUAUAUGUGACUGAAACGCAGUUUUAUAACUAAGGAAGAGCAGAGGACAGCAAGAGAAUCAGAGUUACUGAAAUACCUCAAUUAGUUGCAAGGUUGCAGUGGACUGAUGGACUGAAAGUCCUCCUCAACUCCGAUAGGUCUAAGUAGCUAUUAUAGUGACCUUGAAACCAAAAUGACUCGGCCUUGGUCAUUCCCCCACCCACCAUGGGUGGAACGCCGUUGGAACUUUAAUCAAAGCGUCCAGGCAGCCGUUGGUCACAUAAGGCACAAGACAUAAGUCCCCAUAAAUAAUCUAAGCCCAACAGCGACGUCCAUCGUUUCAGACUUAAUCGAGAUAUCACUUUGCGUUAAUUUCGGCCGAGAUUUAGCACUUGUUUUGUAAAAAUCACGUGACGGGGUACGCUACAGCCCGAGCGAGUGUUCAAUGGCCACUGUACUUUACGUGAACCGUAGAAUCAAUGUUGCUAUUUCAAUGUAUUACCUCAGCAGUUCAUAUAAGCGAAAAGCUACUGAUAUCGCACCAAUACACUAAAUGAAUAUUUUAUAUUAUCUUUAUAAAUACGAAGCGGUAUUAAGGUUGAGGCGAUCCCUUAUAUGAAAUUGUUGAUUUAUUAGAAAUAGUAACACUGGUCUUACUAAAUUGUACCUUAUUCCAAGGGACAUGAAAUUUGACUUUAUCUUGAACUGUAUAAAUAUUUGAGAGAGAUGUGUAUUUGAAAUAAAUUUGUGAAGUCAUAUUUUAGUAAGUACUAAUUACAUCGUACAGAAAAAAAAUACGUAAACAUUGUUCAUAAUAAAAUGAGCCAACAACUUGGGAAUUAAAUAUUUAGGAUCAUGGUGUUUUUGAAUGAGAUUCCACUUGGCACUUUUAGUUUUAAAUUAAUUGAUUAAGCCAGUAUUUAAAUGCCAUCUCGAGACAGUUAAUAUUAGUUGUAAUAAAAAAUAUUAAUAAUACACGGGGACAUUUUUGUUUGUCUUCCAACGGCGAUAUAUUUCAUUGCAGCGAUAUUUCAAAAUGUGAUGUUAAAGAUAAUAUUCAAUUAUUUUGGUGCACGCGAAACAUCCUAAACCGAAUGUUAGAGACGCGUUGCGGGGGCUGCACUGUAACCAAAUCUUACUUAAUUCGAUCAGCUUUUUAAAAAUUACGUUAGUUUUUUAGUAUCAAAACUUCAAAGUAUCAAAUAAAUGAAAUCAAGAACAUGCGACAUUUUUUUUUGUACUACACUUUUUUAAUUGAUAGCUGUUAGGUUGUUUCGCAACACCUCACAUAAUUUUCUAAAUUAUUUAUCAGUGUAGUGUACAUAUGUGUAGUAAACUGAGCACAUCUAAAAAAAGAGACAAUUUGUUUCGGAUAAAUAAUUUAUCGUCAUUGGUAGACGGGUAAAAACGUUGCCAUGUAUAAAAAUAAAUCACGAAGUAGUUCAAUAUUUCGCACUGAGAUGGGAGGCUGGGGCUUAAUUCGCUAUGACAUUAAAUUAGUGAAGCGUUCAAGAAUACUUUAGUGACGUCAAUAAUAAGAUUUGACACCUGUAAUUCCGUGGGUAAUUUGGAUUUCAUACGACAAUGCAGUUCUUAAAUGUUUCAACACGGUCCAAUUAACUGUAGUUCUUCCCCUUUCGAUUCCAGUAUUAAGAAAUAACAGAAUGUUUUUAUGCGAUGACGUCAUCAAUACUUUAGUAUAAUUUAUAUUUUAUAUUAUAUCCAGUAGCUAAUCCACGAAUUAAAAACGAUGAACAAUAGGCUCGUUUUACUUUGAAACAGAGAUUCGAUGUUUAAAAACGAAUACGUAUGCGAUCUUGGCAAUUUCGUACUAAAAAAAGUUACACAGAUAAUUUGACCGUGCUUCGUCAAUUUUAUGUCGUUUUGUUUGGACGAAAUGUCAAAUUAAAUUUUAUAUCCCCAUAGUUCGUAAUUAAGAUACUUCCGAGCGUUCGAUCGACAGCGAAUUGCCCUAGAAUACAAUUUAGAGCUCCAGUACCCUACGGACUAAAUAAUUAAACGAUAGAUUAAAAAUGGAUCAUUUUAAAGCUGAGGUUAACUAAAAAGGACUAUAAUAGCUCAUUUUCAUUUUCACCUUUUUCCUGUUUUUACUAAAAAAGGGCACCGCAAUGUCUAAAUAAGUAACGCAUCAUCUAAGGCUUUAUGUUCUACUGUCUUAAAAACGAAAAUAUCUCGAACAAUCAAAACGGUUCAUACAGAGCUCUCGCAGGAAUGGACCAAUGAAAAUGAGUUAUAAAGCCUUCUUUGCACCUUUAACUUACAUUACUUUCUAUUUUGGGUUUUCUCAUGUCUCUUUGUGUUUUGAUUCAGAAAAUAUAUUGUUCUUCUUAUCCAGCAUUCAAGUUCUAUCGUGCUAAGUCCGUAGAGUCCGAAAAGAUAUACAUUUUUAGAAAUCUUUAGAAUUUUUACGCUUCAGUCUUUUAUUUAAAAAAAGGUUUGACUUUAUACAUUACAGAAAAGUAGGUGUUGUUACAUUAGUUUAUAAAAAAAAAAAACUAGUACAGUUUAGGGAUCUGACAUUCAGACAUAAUAGCGUCAGGGCUUUUUGGGGUCCGGGUCAAACAUACAUAAGUAACACAAAUAUCAAGUUAUAUCGGUAUCAGUGUUAUAAGGAUCUGUUCUGAAUUUAGAUAGAAGCGUACGGGUUAAACCAUGUCUCUGUCAGGGCAUCUUUCGAGACUCAUUAUGUCAUGAUGCCUUCCAACUGAAGGAUAAAACCUUGCAUGGUUUUUUCUCUAUCCCUGACAGAGCCCCGAUGGAACCCUGUUAAGGCAAUGACAGUACUCUGAAGAGGCCCUGACGGUGCUCUGAAGAGGCCCUGACUCUAAUAUAAAACAAUUGCGAUACGGAGCUACGUGUCUGUCGUAAGCUUUAAACGGUCUUAUGAAUAUUCAUUUCAUCCUUCAUUGAGUUCAGCAGAGCUAUUGUCGAGUAGUUGUACCAGUUCUGUUGUAUACAACUCUUCGAACUGAAAUAAAAUUGGCAGGUCUAAAAAUAGUCCUUUUCUCAAAAGAACAUAGUGAAAAGCAUAACGCAUCUUUCACACCUGCCAACUUAUUGGAGUAAAGAUAAAGAGAUAAAAGAUAAAUUUAUCUUUAACAGAACCGGCAACAUAGUAUGCCUCAAAAAAUUAUAUGACACGAAUAUUUCAUCAAAGCGUAGAGACGGUACACAUUUCUACUUUCUAAACAAAUGUCGAUUCAUGUGAUACUGGAUCUCUGUUUGGUUAUGUGUUCACGAACAUUAACAUUACUAUGGAUUACUUUCAAAUUCAUAGUAUUGUUUUGUGAGGCUGUCACAUAACUAGACAUGAAUUACUAAUUCCCCACAACUGUAAUAGCCCAUCUAUAUCAGUAGUUCUUUCCAUCGCUGCAUAAGUACGAAGUUUUUGACGCUUUUUAAAUCUCCCCUACGUACAUGAUUUUCGCGGCCCAAUUUUAUACAUCUUUUUUAACAAAAAAAAAAAACGACUGUCGACAAGUGAUUUGGCACCGGGGAGCGGGUAUUUUUGGAGGAUAUUUGUACAAUGUGGAAACCAAAAAAAAAAUGACUUCUAGUGACGUUUACUGACUUAGGUUAUAAUUUGCGCAACGACCGACUUAGUUGUGGUGACGAGCGAGACCACAAAAUAACACAAGACAUUUUAUUGUAUGGACGAUGUUAAAAGUUUUUUUAUUAUGAAAAAUAUCUAAGGCGCUGCGUACUAAUGAGACACUUAGAAACCGACACGAGACGUUUUCACGGGAAACCGUGGUUGCAUUUAACGACACGUUCUGUGUCCAGGUGUGUACUAUUUGCAUGGAAAAUUGUUUAUGUGACCUACCAAUGUAAGGAUUCUCUUACACUGUGUCAGUACAGUCUUGAUGCAGUUGUGCCAAUUGCAUUAAUGCUGCAACAGAACUAUGUUUAGACCCUUAUCGGAAACCAUAAGCUACGUAUGAAGUGACCAGUUUUGUAUUAAUUAUGCAAACAUAUUACAGCGUCUCGUAUCGUUUAUGAAAAUUGUACGUUUGCGCAACGCCUUAAAUUUUGGUUAACACAAAAACAUAAAUCACAGUAAUAUACACGUGAUUAGAAAGAUCGCUGAAGUAAGAUGAACGUGUUGUGGGUUACGUUCAUUUUGUGGUCUGGCCCUCCGCCGCGGUAGGUGCACAGCGUGGAUAGUGAAAUAAUUACUACCUUUAAUACCUAGCUAAGCCAAAUACUGAGCGUCCGGGACUAAUGCGCACCGCCAACAUACAGAUUAUAUUUGUGAUAUAUUGACGUAUAAUCCAUUUUUAAUUAUCUGUCUUACAAAGUAAACAAUAAUUUCGUUGUUUUAAAAAUAAUUAAAACAUUUACACGAAGGAAACUCUUUUUUUGUUGAUAUUUAUUUUAACACUUGUUUAUUUUUCUUUUCUAUUUUUAAAUCAUACUUUGUACUAUAAAGUAAUGAAGAAAUUUGUUACAUUAUAAGAAAGGUAAAAAAAAAUGGAGAAGGUGGCUGCAAGAGUUCCGGCGCCUCAAUGUACAUACACGGUUAUAUAUUCGUCGUGCAUAUAGUAUAAUUAUUUCCCAUUGUAUAUAAUGUAUAAUUAAUAAUUAAUGUAAUGAUAAUGACGGGCGGCGCCAACAAACAAAUUAAUGGCCUAAAAUGAUCACCACCCCUCGUUGCCUGUUGUUUGGGUAUGACAUUACGACACCCGGUCGUAACAGCAAUUUAUGACGUCAAAAUUGACAGCCUGAAUAUGAAGAAGUGUUGAAUUUGACGUCACAAUUCGAUAUCAUAGAACCCUUGUGAACGAAAAACGAUGCCUUGCACGCUUUAAGAAAAGUCCAUCACUCUUUAAACUUCAAGACAGUUGUUUAAAGAAGUUACGAAAAAAUCUUAGGGCUUUAAUUUUCAAACCGCCAGAGUAAUAUGAAAUUAUAUCUUAAGAGUUAAACGCAGAGAAACAGGAUAUUCUGAUCAUAUAAUAGUGUGAGUUCACGUAUCAAAUAGAAUUUAUAAAAAUUUAAUUUAAAUUUAUAACUACUUUUGAGGAUACUGGGCAAAGAAAACUUAAUAAAAUAAUUGUAAAUAGCAGGCACUGAUGAUGUUAUACAAUUUAAUUAAAAAAAAUAACCAACAUUUCAAAGUUAGUAUAAGUUUACUUAUAAUAACAUUUAUUGAUUUUUGGGCAGGAUAAUUUUUAUAGAGAAAAAUUCUAAAAAUAUAUCUCAAUUUAGUAUUUUGUUUUCGCGCUUAUAAAACCAAGAAAAAAUGUUAAGAUAUAUUUUAAUUAACUUAUCUUACCUCUAAGCAAUUUGUUCUACUUUGUCCUAAUUCGGUAUAGUAUAUUAACUGAGAAGACACAUUGUACUGCUAAGUCGAUUACUCAAAAGUAUUUCUUUGGCUGUAAGGCAUCGAUAUCGAUGGAAGAUGGUCGAUCUUUCUAAUCUUCAUAGGUUGUUGGCGUCGUUACGUCGUUGUAGGUUAAAUAAUAACGAUUAAUAUAUUAUGAAGAUAUUUAACUUUUUUUUUUCAUUUUUUACCUCGUUUUCAACAUUGUUGUAUCGUAAUUUAGGAGGCUGAUGUUUUAUCUUUUGACUCGCGAAGGUAGUCUAUUAGUCUUAGCGCUAUUUGUUUUACUUGUUAUGGGUUUCGAGAGACCUCUGUGAAAUUCUUUGUAUUAUAUUAUUAUUAUUAUCAGAGGGUGGUUACGGACCACAUAUGUUAAUAUAUUAUUAAUAUUGGUAAAAAUAAAAUUGUUACAUAUGA